AUGUCGGAGAUCAGGAAGUGCAACCAGGUGUUGGUAGUUCCAGGAAAGCCUCCGCCCAUCGGCGGCAUUCGGCGAGCACUGUUCUCCCACAGGAACUGCCGCGGGGGCUCCCCAGACGACACCGGACCUGGGCCGGCCAGGAUGAAAUGUCCCCGGCAGCUGCGGCCUCCCCUGGGCCUUGCUCUGGCCGUGGGCGCCUUCGCUUUCCUCCUCCUGUUCGAUCUGCACCGGCGGCCCUCCACCUGCGCGGUCUCGGAGAAGCCGCGGGCGACCCGCAAGACUCCGGCCUGGCCCACGCCGCCCGCCCGCCCGCGCCCGGCCCGGUGCCAGCCCAACAGCUCUGUGGCCGCGCACCCGGACUUCGCGCGCCAGCCGCUGCGCGUCCGCGACUUCCUGCUGCACAGGCACUGCCGCGAGUUCCCGCUGCUGCAGGACGCGCCGCCCGCCAAGUGCGCGGGGCCCGUCUUCCUGCUGCUGGCCAUCAAGUCCUCGCCCGGCAACUACGAGCGCCGCGAGCUGGUGCGGCGCACGUGGGGCCGCGAGCGCCGGGUGCGGGGCCUGCAGCUGCGCCGCCUGUUCCUGGUGGGCACGGCCGCCGACCCCCUCCAGGCCCCCAAGGUCAACCGGCUGCUGGAGAUGGAGGCGCGCACGCACGGGGACAUCCUGCAGUGGGACUUCCACGACUCCUUCUUCAACCUCACGCUCAAGCAGGUGCUGUUCCUACAGUGGCAGGAGACAAGGUGCGCCAACGCCAGCUUCAUGCUCAACGGGGACGACGAUGUCUUUGCACACACGGACAACAUGGUCUCUUACCUGCAGGGCUGUGACCCGGGCCACCACCUCUUUGUCGGCCAUCUGAUCCAGAACGUGGGCCCCAUCCGGGCUCAGUGGAGCAAGUACUAUGUGCCACGGGUGGUGACUCAGGAGGAGCACUACCCACCCUACUGUGGGGGCGGGGGCUUCCUGCUGUCCCGCUUCACGGCUGCCGCCCUGCGCCGGGCCAUCCGUGUCUUGGACCUCUUCCCCAUUGACGACGUCUUCCUGGGGAUGUGCCUGAAGCACGAGGGGCUGAAGCCCGCCUCACACAGCGGCAUCCGCACAGCCGGCGUGCUGGCCCCCUCUCAACGCCUGUCUUCCUUUGACCCCUGCUUCUACCGGGAGCUGCUGCUGGUGCACCGCUUCCUGCCAUAUGAGAUGCUGCUCAUGUGGGAUGCGCUGAACCAGCCGGACCUCGCCUGCGGCAAACGGACACAGGUCUACUGAGGCAGCCUCGGGGUCUCCAGCCUCUGGGCUUCUGUCUCCACCCCCAUAUGGAGGGGCAGCACCUUCCUCCCGGGAAG
Molecule: messenger RNA, 1340 nt
Organism: Propithecus coquereli (Coquerel's sifaka)
Lineage: Eukaryota; Metazoa; Chordata; Mammalia; Primates; Indriidae
Gene: B3GNT3
Product: UDP-GlcNAc:betaGal beta-1,3-N-acetylglucosaminyltransferase 3
Exons: 3
Coding region: 1-1263 (420 amino acids)
Cellular component (GO): membrane
Molecular function (GO): N-acetyllactosaminide beta-1,3-N-acetylglucosaminyltransferase activity
Source: RefSeq, a predicted model, not a curated record